AUGGCUUCUUCUGAUACUCAAUGCGGGCACCUGGUUUCGCCAGGCCUGCUGAACUUUGUUCUGUCCAUCUUGAUCGUGCUCGGAAUCCUCGUUUCCUAUCUGCCGCAGUUAGUCCGAAUCGCCGCUCUAAGGAGCUCCUUUGGGAUUUCGCCUUAUUUUGUGUUGUUGGGAACAACGUCGGGCACAUUCGCUUUGGCAAACAUGGUGUCGCAGCGGCAGACGCUGCAAGACGUCUCAUGCUGCAAGGAUGUCAGUGGGUUAUCGUGCUUUGCAGGAUUACUAGGGAUUCUGCAGGUUGCAACACAGCUGCUUAGCUUUUUCGCGAUACUCACUCUCUUUGUUGUGUUCUUUCCCAAAAAUCCGUUGGCUCCCCUUUCAGUACCGCGGAAAGAAGGACCUACUUAUCGGACCGCACUGGUUGUGGCCUUUAUAUGCAUAGUCCAUGCAGUGGUUAUGUUGAUUGUUACCCUUGCGGUUGGCUUCGAAAAGCCCUCGGCGCUUCAAUCUUGGUCGAAUUUCUGCGGAAUUACUGCCGCUAUCCUCGCCUCUAUACAAUAUUUCCCUCAGAUAUACACCACCCUCAGACUCCGCUGUGUAGGCAGCCUGAGCAUACCAAUGAUGUGCAUUCAAACGCCUGGUGCGCUUGUUUGGGCAGGCAGUCUGGCCGCACGGCUGGGCAGCAAGGGCUGGAGCACGUGGGGUAUUCUAAUCGUCACGGCGUGCUUACAGGGCACACUCCUUGUCCUAUGUGUGUUCUUCGAGUAUCUUGGCCCCAAUAAAGGCCAUAGCCACGACUAUAACAAGGACACCGCACCAAGCCAGCCUGGUGAAAACAGUGAUGCCCAAGAUGAGGACGGCCCAUAUGAAGAAACGCCACUUCUCCGAGACAGCCGUUGA
Messenger RNA from Aspergillus nidulans FGSC A4, 897 nucleotides. Its product is annotated as PQ-loop repeat-containing protein. The coding region runs from base 1 to 897 and encodes 298 amino acids. The record is from RefSeq and is a predicted model, not a curated record. The transcript is spliced from 3 exons. Gene Ontology annotation, cellular component: membrane. Lineage: Eukaryota; Fungi; Ascomycota; Eurotiomycetes; Eurotiales; Aspergillaceae.